Neltuma alba is the source of this 1108-nucleotide messenger RNA. RefSeq names its product GRF1-interacting factor 1-like. Lineage: Eukaryota; Viridiplantae; Streptophyta; Magnoliopsida; Fabales; Fabaceae. The coding region runs from base 265 to 861 and encodes 198 amino acids. The record is from RefSeq and is a predicted model, not a curated record. The transcript is spliced from 4 exons.
GAAAAUGGAAAAACACUGCCCUCCCUCUUUCUCUCUCUCAUUUACUGUACCCACUAGUAUGUAGUAUCCUUCUCUGAGCGGUAGUAGUAACACUGUGAGGUAGGGGAAAGGUGGGAACACAGAAAAGCAGAGACUUUUGUUUCUCUUUGCAGUUGCAACUCUUGCAGGGGUGUGUUUCCUGCUCUGCUCCACAGCUCUGUUCGGAGAGAGAUAAUUAGAUAGAGAGUGGGAUUUAGACGCAUAUAAAUAUAACUUGUGUGAGAAAUGCAGCAGCAGCACCUGAUGCAGAUGCAACCCAUGAUGGCGGCCUACUACCCCAACAACGUCACCACUGAUCACAUUCAACAGUACCUGGACGAAAACAAGACCUUGAUUCUGAAGAUUGUUGAAAGCCAGAACUCUGGGAAGCUGAGCGAGUGUGCAGAGAACCAAGCAAGGCUACAGCGAAACCUCAUGUACUUAGCUGCAAUAGCGGAUUCUCAACCCCAACAUCCUGCCAUGCCUGGCCAGUAUUCUGGUAGUGGGAUUGCUCAGCAAGGAGCACAGUAUUUUCAGGGUCAACAGAUGACACAGCAGCAGCUCAUGGCAGCACGGUCUUCGCUUUUGUACGCUCAACAGCCUUUCUCGCCACUUCCGCAGCAUCAACCCUUCCACACUCAGAUGGGAAUCAGCUCCAGUACUUCAACCCCACCACCUCCACUUCACUUGAUCAACGCUGAAUCCACUCAUGUGGGACCCAGUUUUCCUGAUUUUGGCCGCAGCAACGCCGGAGAUCAGGCCAAGCAAGAAACUGGGAGCUCAGCUGAGGCCAGAGGGGGCAGCUCCGGUGAAGCCCUCUUCCUCAAACCUGCUGAUGAUUAAACAGUGAAAUUUACUCGGGCGGAUGUUUGUUUGUCUUAGGCUACUACAUUCUAUAGGGCACAUCGCCGGACCUCGCUUAUUGCGUCUUCUUCAUUCUGUAAAUUUUGGUCCUUUAAGCUUAAGCUUUUAUGCUUACCCUCCUUCUUGUCUUGUGAUGGGGCUUUUUGACUGAUUUUCGGGCUUGAAAUGAUAUGGUUGGUUGGGCUCGCUAAAACGGAGCGUUGCGAACGUACGGAUUCGAUAAACC